Molecule: messenger RNA, 2315 nt
Organism: Somion occarium
Lineage: Eukaryota; Fungi; Basidiomycota; Agaricomycetes; Polyporales; Cerrenaceae
Source: the annotation of a GenBank genome assembly
GCACUUCAAGCUUCGAAGCUUCAUCACUUAUGCAAACCCUUUCCAGUUCGCCGUUAAACUUGGACCAUGAGAUACCACAGUAGCGUAUUGCUCCUUCAAUCGAAUACCAUGUUCAGAAUGUGGAAACAACGUUCUGCAUGCGUACUUGGUGCACACCAAGGUUUCGUUGAGCACCCUGAGUUAGCUUUUGCUGCUGUUAGGUCUUUCAUUGCGUCACUAGAAGGCACCGCUUGCUACUGUGUGGAUAGCUUCAGAGUAUACCCUUGACGGUAGCCUGUACACCUUUGUCACGGCAGAGGAAUGGCCUCCAUGGAAGCUACCAAAACGAUGUGAUUCCCCUCCACGCAGGAUCAUGCGGACAACCCGUGUCCACUUCCUGACCACUCUAAGCGCUGCUCCUCCGUGCCCCAAUAUCAAAAUAUGUGCUCCGAAGGUUGGAUCGCUGUCAUUUGUGGCAUUUCGUUGCCCGCGUCGGUCUGAGGGUAAUUUAAGCACAGUGCAUUAUCUAGAAGCUUAUAGGUUGGAGGCGAGGCAGGAACGUUCCUGCUCUCGUCUUCGACCCAGGCCAACUUCACUGUUGCUUCGCGUACCUGGUUAUUUUCCGUCAUCGCACAUACUAUGGCGUAUCAAUCGAAAGGCGACGACAGCUCCAGAGAAGACGAGAAGCUUAGUGUCGACGUUAAACAUGUCGAACACGACCCUAAAGUGGAAGAUAGCGACGGGGAAUUGCUCGCGCCAGAACGUCGUGCAUUGGAUGAAAAGCACUUAGUCAGGAUGCUCGAUUUGCGACUACUACCUACAAUCGUCCUUGUCUUCAUAAUGAAUUAUAUUGACCGGACAGCAGUUACUGCUGCUAGACUAAAAGGUCUACAAAGUGACCUUGGCUUGGAUGACAUUCAAUAUUCCACCGUUUUGGCUAUCCUGUACGCGUCCUACGUUCCAGCUCAGAUCCCAUCGAAUAUCAUCUUGAAUCGCAUCUCGCGGCCGUCAUAUUACAUCCCCUUUUGUGUGGUACUAUGGGGUCUAACCAGCGCACUUACUGGUGAGGCCCGCAACUAUGCUGGUAUUCUCGCUGCGCGCGUUUUCGUAGGACUGCCAGAAGCUGCAUUCUACCCCGGUGCAAUAUACUUGUUAUCUCGGUGGUACACUCGCAAAGAACUCGCAUUCCGGUCCGCCAUCCUUUACGGCGGUCUGUUGGUUUCGAAUGCAUUUGGCAGCUUGAUUGCUGCUGGCGUACUCGCUCAUAUGGAGGGGAAAAGAGGCAUACGAGCUUGGAGGUGGCUGUUCUACAUUGAGGGUGCUAUCACAAUUUGCAUCGGUCUCCUCGCUAUAUAUUUACUUCCUGACUAUCCGCACAACACUCGCUGGUUGUCGCCUGCACAAAGACGUCUUGCUCAAGUUCGUCUUGCAGAAGACGCGGGAGAAGCAGACGAAGACACCCCCAAGGAAUCCGCAUUCACCGGACUGGUUCAAGCGUUGAAAGACCCCAAAGUCCCUAUUUUUGCUGUCAUGGCUUGCUCGCAACUCUUGGGUCUGAGUUUUGUGAACUUUUUCCCAACAUUAACUGCCACUCUUGGGUUCUCCACAACUAUCAGUCUUCUGUUGGCUGCACCGCCAUGGAUAUUUGCCACCAUUGUUUGUUGCGCGAAUGCAUGGCAUGCCGAUCGUACCGGUGAACGGUUCUUCCACAUCAAUAUUUGGUGGUGGGGUGUGAUCCUGGGGUACAUCAUCGGUGUCACGACGAUGUCAGUAGGUGGCCGCUAUGUUGCAAUGUUCCUCAUGGCUACUGGAUAUUCAGGUUUCGCUCUCACUCUCGUGUGGGUCUCAAAUGCUAUACCUCGUCCUCCUGCAAAGCGAUCCGCCAGUAUCGGUAUCGUGAACGGGUUCGGUAACCUGGGUAAUCUCAUCGGUUCAUACGCUUGGAAAGCAGAAUGGGGUCCGGAUUAUCACCCCUCUAUGUUCAUCGGUAUAGCAUCAUUGGCGUUCGCCUCUUUCCUGGCUCUCGUGAUCCGUUACAUGUUGAUUCGAGAGAAUAAGGAGCUGGAGAGCAAUGAACUUGCCAACCUCACAGGCGCAAGACGAGAGAGAAUCGAAGAAGCGGCCAGAUUGGAGGGUCUCACGUUCGAAGAGGCCUUGGAAAGGAAGAAGGGAUUCCGUUAUCUCUACUAGUACUAGGAGGCUUCAGGGAGAUGUUGGACACUUUCUCUGAUGAGUUUCAUACUGGAGUUUUCUCUAGCUCAACCGAAUAUAUUUCUAGCGUGUACAAUUUAUAACACUCUGUACCAACUGUGCUCUUCUAUUACAGCCGUUUAACC